Aedes albopictus (Asian tiger mosquito) is the source of this 635-nucleotide messenger RNA. Its product is annotated as general transcription factor IIH subunit 5. The transcript has 2 exons. NCBI's taxonomy places the organism in Eukaryota, Metazoa, Arthropoda, Insecta, Diptera, Culicidae. Gene Ontology annotation, cellular component: transcription factor TFIIH core complex; transcription factor TFIIH holo complex. The coding region runs from base 183 to 404 and encodes 73 amino acids. Gene Ontology annotation, biological process: transcription by RNA polymerase II; nucleotide-excision repair; nucleotide-excision repair, preincision complex assembly. The record is from RefSeq and is a predicted model, not a curated record.
CAGUUUAUUUUUGUUUUCCCGGCGGAAUCGGUCGCAGCCUCGCAGAAGUUGAGAAUUUCUCGUGAAAUUUAGGAUUAUUUCAUAAGGAACGAAGCAUUUUAGGCAAUUAAUCAGCAUCAAAAAGUGCAAAAGGAUCCAACAAAAUUGCCGGAAGGAGGGAGCUUUCAUUCUAGUCAUCAGCGAUGGUGAAUGUUAUGAAAGGCGUUCUUGUUGAAUGUGACCCGGCUAUGAAACAGUUCCUGCUACAUCUGGACGAAACUCAAUCCCUAGGACGCAAAUUCAUCAUUCAGGAUCUGGACGAACGGCACCUGUUCAUCUCGACCGAUAUCAUUGAAACUCUACAAGCCCGGGUCGACGAUUUGAUGGACCGUAUCAGCGUGUCCUUGCACGAAAAGGAAGCCUAAGCAGGCGUGAUAGCUGGUUAGCAGUAGAGCAGUGCUCUUCAUAAGAUUUAUCGCAGUAGGCUUAAGUUAACAAUAACAGAACAGAAUAAUGGCAUCGAGGGAGUCCGGUCGGAUCCGUGAGGCGGACAAAAAACGUGUCCUGGAUGAUGCCUCCCGAAAGCGCCGCGCCCGCAAGGCCCUGGAAGCGCUCGAGCAGGACAACUAUCACGAAGAUCCACACGCCGAUUUGGU